AUGCCUCGCAACUUCUUGCCGCGAUUCCCAAGCGCAAACCAAUUUGCGGAGUGGGUCUUUGACGUCGCCAAACAUCGCGCCGUGCAGUUGAAUCUGAGUUUUUGCGAGAGGAGCGAGGACGUGCGAGACGCGCUGCUCAAGAAAUUCCACCGCUGGCCCGAGACCAAGAUCGCGAGUGCAGCGGAGCGAUUCAAGACUCUGAACCAGGAGGCGGAGCAGAAAUGCCUAGAACAAGUGCAGCUUUACAUCCACGAGCUGCGCGGGAAGUUGCUAACCGGUACAAGCGCGUUGUUUUGGCUCGACGUCCUGCAGCCCUUGAAGCAUCCUGCAAUGCUGCCGAGAUCCGAGGUGCGAGCGGUGCUCGUGGCGUUGCUGGACGAGAUCAUGGCGACUGACGGUCUCUUUGGGCUGCUGACGAAGACGGACGAGCGCCUUUGGGCCGUAUUGACGCUGCCGCUGAAGCUUGAGCCGUUG
Phytophthora sojae is the source of this 474-nucleotide messenger RNA. RefSeq lists its product as hypothetical. The transcript has a single exon. The record is from RefSeq and is a predicted model, not a curated record. The annotation marks the transcript as partial. NCBI's taxonomy places the organism in Eukaryota, Oomycota, Peronosporomycetes, Peronosporales, Peronosporaceae.